CCGUAUUCCGCGCUCGGGACCGAGGCACGUGCUGUUCGAGGCUCUUCGCAACAAUCACAUGAAGGCGCGAGGAGUUCCACGUCACUGUGGGCCGGCUCUUCAGCCGUUGGCGUGAACCUGGAGGUUAUGGCGAGGCUGGUGUCACUAUGGCAGAGGACGAGAGACUACGUGAAGACCAAGGAGUUCCGGGACUACAUUACCAGCACGCACUUCUGGGGUCCUGUGGCCAACUGGGGCAUUCCGCUGGCUGCCCUUAAAGACAUGAAGGCGCCGCCGGACAUCAUCAGCGGCCGCAUGACCACAGCGCUCAUCUGCUACUCUCUGGUCUUCAUGCGCUUCGCCUACCGUGUACGGCCUCGGAACCUGCUGCUGAUGGCGUGUCACGGCACCAACGUGAUGAUGCAGAGCAUUCAGGCGAGCCGCUACCUAGCCUACUACUAUGGUGGCGGCUCUACACCUGCCGCCGCCGCGGAGGCCAGCGCACCUGCACCUGCCGCGGACGCCUGCGACCCUGCACCUGCCGCCGCCGCGGACGCCUGCGACCCUCCCCCCAUCUCCUGCUAGGGUGGGGAGGGCUGCUAGCCCCAGUUCCAGGUCCUCGAAAUGAGGUUCUGAAUGGUUGCGAGGGCCUGAUCAAAUUUUUACAGCCUGCAAGCGCUGGGCUGUUAGUCCUCCCGAAGAAAGAUCAAUGAGGACUUUGGAUUCGCAGUGUAAAUCGGAUUAAAACCUGCAGCUUGAUUAAUGAAAAUGUUUUCCAGCUGUUAAGUGUUUAUU
Messenger RNA from Oryctolagus cuniculus (rabbit), 774 nucleotides. It is a transcript of the gene MPC1L, whose product is annotated as mitochondrial pyruvate carrier 1 like. Gene Ontology annotation, biological process: pyruvate import into mitochondria. NCBI's taxonomy places the organism in Eukaryota, Metazoa, Chordata, Mammalia, Lagomorpha, Leporidae. Gene Ontology annotation, cellular component: mitochondrial inner membrane. The record is from RefSeq and is a predicted model, not a curated record.